GGCUGUGUUGAGGUGACGUGGGGGGAGGCGGACGCGACGCGCGGAGGGCUUGGAAGCUGCUGUUUUGCUUCGCGGGUUUCAAAGGCCGCCGGGGGCCGUGUGUCCCUCCACCGCGAUCCUGUCCGAGUGCUCGGAUGGCCCAGCCUUACUACCCUCCCUUAGUGUUGGCCUUGGACCACUCCAUGCCCCUCCCACACACCGUGUCUUUAGGGUCGCCCCUCGUGUGCUUCCACCUCCAGCCCCAAAGCCCAUUGGCGUCUCCAAACCCAGCUCCCGACCUUCAGGAAGCUAUACCCUGACUCCUCGAGCUUUCCCCUGCCCUCUCCACUCAGCCUCUUUGGACACUGCUGCAGCCUUUGUCCCCUCUCCCUGACCACUUCAGAUUCUCUGGCUCCUUUGAGGUUCCAUCUCUGACCUGCUAUGUAGCUCCCACCACAGCUCGGCCUGUCCCUUCUAAUCCAGGCUCUCGUCCUUCAUCAUCUGCGAUCGCCAAGCUUCAACUUCUUGCCUCGUUCUUAGAACUGGACCCUCCUCUGCACUGCUGCUCCCGGCUGUGCUGCUGAGCUCCUAGGAUGAAAACCCAGUAUACCCUAGGUCUCUUCUCCUCCAGAUCUUUGAGAUGCAAUGGAAAUAUGACUUUGUAUUUUAGCUGCAUUGCCUUUUCAGUCAGCAAUAGACCCCCUGUCGCUGCCAGUCUUGGUCUUGGUCAUCUGUCCAUCUUGGAAGUCAUAGAUCAAGUAUCACUUCUUCCAUGAAGCUGCUUUCCUGCCCUCUUCAGAGAAGUGCCUGUGCGUCCUAACUGCUGUAGCACCUUUUCGCUUCUUUCGUCCUUGUCUCCCUCCGGUAGUAGUGUAAUGAUUAAAAACCUCAGCUUUGGAGAGAUGAACAGAGGCUUCGGUUUUUGCUGUGUGCUCUUGGGCAAGUGACUUAGUUUCUCUGAGUUUCAGUUUCAUCAUUUCUACAAUAAGUAUGGAAAAUGAGUAGGUGAGCCAGAUGUAGUGGCACCUGCCUUCCAUCCUAGCAUUCCGGUGGCAGGGGUGUGAAAUGAAUUGAGACGAGGCAUGGGGAGUGCUCAGCCCUAGGUCUAGUGCUUUGCAGGGCCUUUAAAAAGGUUAACUACUCCUGACUGCUGGGUAAUGCACCAUGUGCGGUGCUGGGCCGGGAAGAGCGGUGUGCACUGUCUGUCCCCUGGAACUUCACCUUCUGUGUUGUGUUCAGGCUUAGUCACCAGUGUCUUUACCUGCUGAGUCGUUUCUUUUUCCAGCUCAGUUAAAAAAUGUAUUAUACGUAUGUGUGUGCACCUGAUUAUACAUACAUACACAUGCACACACAUAUAUAUAUAUGUAUAUAUAUAUAUAUAUAUAUACCACAUACGUGCAGGUGCCUCAGGAGACCAGGAUAGGGCAUCAGAUCCCCUGGAGCUGGAACUACAGGCAUUUGUGAGAUACGUGAUGUGGGUACUGGGGAUUGAAUCCCGGUCCUCUGGAGAAGCAGCAAGUGCCCUUAACCACCUAAGCCAACUCUCCAGCCCCAUCUCAGUCUAUUAAAAAAAAAAAAAAUUAGUGGAGGCUGCAUAGCUUCUCCUAAAGUUGUAGGCAGAGUCAACAGGGGCAGACAUUACAGUCCACAUCCAUUUCUUUUCUCACUCAGAAAAACAAUUGAACACCCAGCCAUGUGCUGUGGAAAGUUACUGCAAUGACCCAGUCCCUUAAGUUGCUUAUAAAUGAUAAUUGAGAACAGAUGUGUGAAAAAGUAGUUAUGCAAACAAGCACAGCAUCCUGUUACAAAGGAGAAACUGGCACAAAUCAAAAGAUUCCUAAGGAACCUUAGCAGUGAGUGAGAGAAGACACAGGAAGGCAUGACAGGCAUUCUGGAUAUACUUCUGCGUGUGUUGGAGGACACGUAUAUUCUAUGUGGCUAUAUCUGCUAUGGAUGUGGUCUCUGUGGCUGAUGUCGGGAUGCUGGCUGCCUGUGUGCUGUGAAUGCAUGUGGUAUGUAUAGCUGAUGUCAGGGUGUUUAGUUACGUAUGUGGUGUGACAGGAUGUAGCUGAAUGUGUUUGGGGUGGGCAUAGCUUAAGAACGCAGCUGCGUAUAUACGAACCCGUGUGGUGUUUUUGCAGCAGUUGACUCUGAUCUACAAUGGCACACAGAGCUCAAGCUCUGAAGUAGGUCUUGUUUACCGGUUGGUAGAUGAUGGAAAGGUCUGGAAAGGAAUGGGCUGUCAGAGCAUCGGGCCUUGUAAGUAACUGCUUGUAGUUACCUAUGUUCAUCUCAGAAUCAGUGAGAAGUCAAAUUCAUCUCGAAAUGGAAGUACCUUUACUUACACAUAAACCAUAGUCUCGAGUGCCAUUGCUUAAUUCUUAGGAGCGACAUUCAUAUUGCACAUCUGUUAGUGGCGGGUAGCCUUAAAUACCUGUGAAAGUUUGUCACUUGGGAGUUAGGGAGUAAAUAAAGGCUUUUCUUUAAGUAUUCCAGUUGUUUGAGGUUAUUCGUGGAGGAGGUAUACACUGCUUCAACCAGAAGGCAAGAUUCUCUGUGCUCUGAUGGCCUGACACAAGGAAUAAGGUGUUGGACGUCUUGUGUUCAUCCUCAGGGUUCAGAGAUGGGCAGUGAGAAGGAGCCGAGUCCAGAAGCACACGUGCCUGAGGAAGGAGAAGGGGGAAAGCCAUGGAGAGUGGAUGGCUCCGAGGGUUCUCAGAUCGCAUCUGGGGAGGAAUGUGGGCAGGGGAGCCUGUCAAAGGGGCUCCGAGGAACACAUCCAAAAGAGCCGCCACUGAGAGCCCCUGCCCAAGCUGGAGGCCCCGGGGACCCCAUUACUCUCUCAAACCCGGAGGCAGAUAAGAAGCCUUUUACGUGUGCACAAUGUGGCAAGACCUUCAACAACACCUCCAACCUGAGAACACACCAGCGGACCCACACCGGCGAGAAGCCGUACAAGUGUUCCGAGUGCGGCAAGAGCUUCUCCCGAAGCUCCAACCGCAUCCGGCACGAGCGGAUACACCUGGAAGAGAAGCACUACCAAUGUGCCAAGUGUCAGGAGAGUUUCCGGCGGCGCUCGGACCUCACCACCCACCAGCAGGAUCACCUGGGCGAACGGCCGUACCGCUGUGACCUCUGUGGCAAGAGCUUCUGUCAGAGCGCCACGCUGGCCGUGCACCGCCGAACCCACCUGGAGCCAGCACCUUACAUCUGCUGCGAGUGUGGGAAGAGCUUCAGCAACAGCUCCAGCUUCGGGGUGCACCACCGCACCCACACGGGGGAGAGGCCUUACGAGUGCGCCGAGUGCGGGCGGACUUUCAGCGAUAUCUCCAACUUUGGCGCACACCAGAGAACGCAUAGAGGGGAGAAGCCGUACCGGUGCACGCUGUGCGGGAAACACUUCUCCCGCAGCUCCAACCUCAUCCGGCACCAGAAAACACACUUGGACGAGCAGGACGAGAAAGAUUCUAGCUAAACGGGAGCCCUGCUCAGAGAGUCAGGGAGUGCAUAUCGCCCACCUUGAUGGGAGAAGGAGGCCUUUAGCACCUGGACUGCAAACCCUUCACUUUGUGGAAUGGUCCCUUGUUGCCUUUGAAGUCAGGAAAUCCUGAGAAGGGGCUGAGUAAAAUCCUGCCUCUUCCCAGCAGUUCCCUGCCUUGGAAAAUGAGUGUCCCAUCUUUACUUCCUCAGGGGUGGGGGAAGUGGGAUAGGCUCAGGACAUGCUCUUGUCACUGGGGCAUCUGUCCCCUGGCUGUGGGGGUGGUACCUGAGAUGGCGUCACUGCCUGCAGGUCCUCCAAGGUGUGAGCCACACUGCAGUGGCCUGUGAGUUCCUACCUGCUGUGCCUCUUUCCUCCUCGGCUUCUAGAGCGCCAGGCUGGGAGGGCCCUCUUUGGUCUGAGAAGAGGCUAGUGGUCCUUCAGUGAAAAUGUAAAGGAAGCCUCAGGGAUCCACAAUCCAGGGACCCCCACACUCCCAUGUUUGUUACCUGUUUUCCUCACCCCACCUUGCAUCUGUCUCCUCAGUGACUGCCAGUAAAGCACUUCAAUCUAAA
Messenger RNA from Meriones unguiculatus (Mongolian gerbil), 4032 nucleotides. RefSeq names its product zinc finger protein 691 (gene Znf691). The record is from RefSeq and is a predicted model, not a curated record. The coding region runs from base 2603 to 3454 and encodes 283 amino acids. Lineage: Eukaryota; Metazoa; Chordata; Mammalia; Rodentia; Muridae. The transcript has 2 exons. Gene Ontology annotation, molecular function: DNA-binding transcription factor activity, RNA polymerase II-specific; RNA polymerase II cis-regulatory region sequence-specific DNA binding. Gene Ontology annotation, biological process: regulation of transcription by RNA polymerase II.